AUGACAUUCAGCAUGACUGGUGUGGCAAAGAGUACUGAAAGAAGGGAGCAAUAGUAAAGAGAGGAACUGGAAAAUCCAAAGAUUUGAAGAGAGAUUAACAGCAUAUUUGACAGGCCAGUCAAAACAAUCGGAGGUAAUCAGUAAAAAAGGCAGGCUUGUGCUUCACAGGGAUGGAAUCAAACCGACUGAGGCAAACCUGGGAAUAUCAGUAACAACUUGUCACAAGUGGAUUUCUCAAACAUGGACUAGUGUGGAAAAUUGGCACACAGACAUAUACAGACGUUCCUCAAUCCAAACAACUGGUUUCCGAGCUGUGACCGGCUGUGGCAGUGGACCAGUGUCAGCAUGCAGGAGUCUCCAGGUGCUAUGGGUGUAGAUGGCAGCUACACCAGCAACGUCCCAGCCUUUCUCACCAAACUGUGGACACUGGUGGAGGACCCGGACACCAACCACCUCAUCUGUUGGAGUGCUACUGGGACCAGUUUCCAUGUGUUUGACCAGGGCCGCUUUGCCAAGGAAGUUUUGCCAAAGUACUUUAAACACAACAAUAUGGCAAGCUUUGUCCGACAGCUCAACAUGUAUGGCUUCCGAAAAGUGGUAAAUAUUGAGCAAAGCGGUCUGGUGAAGCCUGAGAGAGAUGAUACAGAGUUCCAACAUCUGUACUUUCUCCAGGGACAUGAACACAUGCUGGAGCAUAUUAAGAGGAAGGUAUCAAUAGUGAAGAGCGAGGAGACUAAAGUUCGCCAGGAGGAUCUCAGUAAACUGCUGUAUGAAGUUCAGCUUCUGAGAACACAACAGGAGAACAUGGAGUGCCAGAUGCAAGACAUGAAGCAGCAGAAUGAGGUUCUGUGGAGAGAGGUGGUCUCACUGAGACAGAACCACACACAGCAACAGAAGGUCAUGAACAAGCUAAUUCAGUUUCUGUUCAGCCAGAUGCAGUCCAACACACCCGGCACUGUAAGCUUGAAGAGGAAGCUGCCCUUGAUGCUGGAUGAUGGCUCUAUUAGCCCCCCUGCAUCCAAGUUCAGCCAUAGUAACCCAAUGGAGCCAAUGCACGAGCCCUUCUACAUCCAAUCGCCAUCCAGUGAUACUGCCUCUUGCUCUACUAGUGGGCUAACAGGAGGACCAAUCAUAUCAGACGUUACAGACAUGUCUCAGGCCAACAUGGCUCUACAGAUGCAAUCUGAUGAGACCAGGGAGAAAUGUCUGAUGCUGAUCAAAGAGGAGCCCGUGAGUCCAGGAAUGAAAGCAGGAGUGAAAGGAGGCAGUGUUGGUGGGGGAGACACUCUAGCGUUGACCUCCUCCUGCGAGGUGUGCUCCUCAGAACCUCCAGUACUUCCUGUUGCAAUGGUGCAGUCUGUCUUGGAGGGGAGAAGUUCAACUGCCUCAAUGACAGAUAGGAGAAGUAAGAGAGCUGCCGCGGAAAGAGUAGAUGCUUCAGAUGCAGUGGAAAACAUGGAUAUGAGCCUGGAGGACCUGCAGCAGCUGAUACUCAGGAGCCAUCAGCAGAGUACUGUGGAAGCAGGGACCAGUGCUGUGAUUGAUCCCUUCAGUGUAAACCUCCCUCUGACUGAAUGGAGCUUCACUGAAAUGGACUCCAACCUGAAAUCAUAUGUGCUCCAAAACCAAGAACCCGAGGCUUUUCCAGCUUCUACCUGUGAAAAACAGUGAAGAUUGAAAGGCCCGUUUUGAAAUGGAAGGCCACAACACAUCCGACCGUCAUCGCACCCGCAUGAGUUUGAUCCUACAGCCCUGUCAGGCUAUUUAUUUUAUUUGCCUUAUUUGCAUAAUUUUACGAAAUGCAGAAAUGAUCAUCUUUGUGCAGAUUAACUGAAUCAACUAUAUUAAGACUCCUGCUGAUGGAAGUGACUUAUUAUUCCUAUACUUAUUACAAAUACUCACAAGUGAACAUUUGUAUUAUUUAACACAAAAUACUGUGAACAACUAUUUGGGUGUGUGUGCAAAGGGGGUGGGGGUUAUGUUUUGUCUGUAAGAGAAGAUAGUGACGACACAUGCAUUCAAAAUCAUUUUAGGUGUUGAGAUUUAUGCAAGGUAAGUUGGCCUUUAGUAAAAUAGAAGAUUCUACUAUCUGAAUAUGGAAUCAAGCCACUAUAAAAUCCACUGAGAAAUAUUCUUAAAGGGAUAGUUCGGAUUUUUUACAUGAAGUUGGAUGACAUCCCCAUCAGCAGUGUAGUCCAUUUACAGCGACUUACCCCCCACCGGGUCUCCUGAGUGCAGUUCUGGUCGGAUUUUGGUGAUGAAGAACGUAGUUGCUGGGGACAUUUACAGUAAGUAAAGAGUUGGACUUCUCCAAACAAUGUGCGUUCAAAAGAGUAAUACAUUUGCAUCACAAAAAAUGCCUGCUCAAAAAAAUCAGAGAGACAAAUCCGAGCGUUUUGUGAUGUCUGAUUUUUUUGAGAAGGCAUAUUUUUUGAUGCAAACGUAUUACUCUUUUGAACACACAUUGUUUUGAGAAGUCAAACUGUACGUGAAUAUCCCCAACAACAAAGGGGAACCAAAAUCCGACCACAACUGGACUUAGGAGACCAAGUGGUGGGUAAGUUGCUGUUAAUGGACUACAAUGCUGAUUGGCAUGUCAUACAACUUCAUGUCAAAAUAUCUAAACUAUCCCUUUUAGUACAGGUAGGACAUGGUAGGUUUAAUGUCUCUAACACAUGUACAGUACAUGUUGCGUACAGGCCUGACAUGUAGCUAGAACUAGAGUUUUGUCUAUUUAUAUGUAAAACUAAAGGAUAGACUUUUUAAUUUGACUUAAGCAACAACAUCACUGCGUUUUUGCACAACAUAGUUACAUAGCGUUAUGAAUAACAAUGUAGUUUGCAUUACACCUGCUUGUCUGAAGGAGACUCGGACCAUCGUGACAGCAUUAAACCAAAGUGAUAAACAUAUCAAACAGUUAGGCACUGCCAUUCUUAUCUUCAAAAUUGCCUUCUCGUUGACAGUUUUUCAGUACGUUUUUAGUGAGGCGCUUUCUUCAUCUGUUAAAGAACUAGAAAUUCAGGAAAUUAAGAUUUAUUCUUUGGACUAAAAAACAAACAAACACAGAACUGCUCAUAUGUAAUGCCAUUUAUUGUAAAUAAUCACUCCACAAGACUGCAUACAUUGUUUUUGUUUUGUUUUACUUACUGCUUUACACUCUUCAAAGUGAAAUGUGCAAUACUGUACAGAACUGCAAUAUAUGGAUGACCAUGGGAAUGUAGGAAGGAGCAACUGUCAGUGGUGGACUGGGACGCACCUAAGUGAUAUGCAUGCACAGCACAAGAAGAAUGUCUGCUUGUCCAAAACUCUGCAAGGCAGGAGCAAAGUGACUGGAAGGACGAAUUCCAUUUGGCUUUUUUGCAGGGUUCAUCUGAUAAAGCAUUUCGACUGCUGCAUACUGUAAUCUUAUUUUGUCUUACAAUGAAUCCUGUUUGCAAGUUAACUGCAAAUACACUGUUGUCAAAUUAUACCGAAAAUUUGCGAGACCCCUGCUCAAGACGUUUUUGAAGUAGGCCCUGCUUCCCUGUACAUCUUAGCUUUGGUGUAUGACGUUGUGGAAUUGCACUAAAACACAGUUGUAUAUUUGAAAGUGUACAGUACAUUCAAGACAGCAUUUACUUUAGUGUUUUUAAAGGGUGAUUGAUACACACUUACCUGCGGUUAUGUUAUUUUAUUUUGUUUUCAUUUUGAAUCAUUUGCACUGAAAAGUAAUGGAUGUGUGUUAAACUGCUGCUAGAUAGGACAUAUUGGAGCAAACCAAGUGAAUGAUCACUGCUACUGUAAGUUUGGCAACCCCCCCUCAAAAAAGCAUUGUUACACUGUGAAUAGUAAAACCAGAUUAAACACAGCUCCUCCUUGUAACAUUGUUUGGACAAAAGCAGAACUUUUUAUGAUCGAAACGAUGAAACUAUUAAUUUGACCAUAAAUGAUAAAACACUGAUAAUAGUGCUUCAGUGCUUUUAAAAGGUUCAAUAAUCUGCUGCAAAUAUGAUUUUUUUUUGUUUGUUUUGACUUUCAUAAAAAGACUAAAGUGCAAUGUUACAUUGGGUCAAAAAAAGUGGGUAUGCAUUUCACAUGUGGAAUAAACUAUUUAAUAUCAUUUCAU
Molecule: messenger RNA, 4105 nt
Organism: Dunckerocampus dactyliophorus (ringed pipefish)
Lineage: Eukaryota; Metazoa; Chordata; Actinopteri; Syngnathiformes; Syngnathidae
Gene: hsf4
Product: heat shock transcription factor 4
Exons: 13
Coding region: 346-1671 (441 amino acids)
Biological process (GO): regulation of DNA-templated transcription
Molecular function (GO): DNA-binding transcription factor activity; sequence-specific DNA binding
Source: RefSeq, a predicted model, not a curated record